GGUAAAGGUGGGAGAAGCCUUUAAGGUGGAAGGGACUUAAGGCACAGUGGUGUGACGAUAAAUGUUGGGAACCAUAACUUCUAGAGAAGAGACCAGACAGAUAAGAUGUGGGCUGUUUUGCAAGUGUUUGUCUUUCUGAAGAGCUUAGGUCUUAGUCCUUGAGCAGGCAGAAGCCAUUGGGUUUUAAGCACGGACACGACAUGAUCCAACCAAAGGUCUGGGGAUUUUUGGGUUGAGUUUAGACAAAAUUAGCCUUUGGCCAGUGUAGAGAAAAUUAUUUAUCUUCAAGGUUUAAGAUUAGUGGAGAUAAAAAUUUCCUAAUUGAACAAUCCAGGGUCUUCUGAGGAAGAGAAUACACAACUUAUUGCUUUGCAAAUGUGAAGGGACCCAAUGCUCAACAGUGGUUCAAAACUGGACUUUAGAAAUAGGCAGGCCUAGCUUUGUUUCCCAUUGGGUCACUUUACUAGCCACCAGACCUUGAGCAACAUAGCUGUCCAAGCUCUUUUGAGCCUCAAUGUUCCCAUCUGUAAAACCAGCAUUGCAGUUAAACCUACCACAGCAGAGUUGUGAGGAGAUAAUGAAGGUGAGACCCUUAGUCGAGUGCCUGAACUUUACAGUAAGGGCUGUGCUCAGUAAGGAGUAAUUAUUUGUUUGGCAUAAAGGGUCCAUAAAGUAGCUUGGCUGGAAACAAAGCCUACCAAAGCCCACUCUAGAGGAAAGAGGCGGGGCUGAGUGCCUUUCCUCCUUUCAACUCCCUGGUUCAGCCGGAUGGAGCCUGCGGCCCUUGGAGUGGUGGGUGAUCUCCAGUUGCCCCAAGGGCCUGCCAAACAUCUGCCUAAACUGGGGCGCGGACGGCUCGGGGAAAGUUGGCAGACGCGCUGGCAAGAGGAGAAGCUGAGCCCGGGCCCCAGAAGCUCGGUGGCGAAACUUUUUGACGCCUUCUAUUUAAAGUCGCGGGGCUCGCCCGCCCCCCGGGCGGGGAACUCGAGCUGCCCCGCUGGGCCAGUAAGCGCAGUCAGAGGGAGAACACCAGGCGCGGCGCAGGCGGCUCCGGCUCCGGCCCCGGAAAGACGCGAUGGCGAGCAGCGACAGCAACCAUGCCACUGAGAUCUCUCUCGGCUCCGACGGGGACGAGGAGGCGACCAGAGGGUUCGAGACGGAGGAGGAGUCAGAGGCCGAGGAAGACGAGACGGCCGCGGAGUCGGAGGAGGAGCUGGACGCCAGGUUAUCAGACCAGGACGAAGAGGGCAAGACCAAGCAGAAGUGUAUCAUAUCUGACCCCUCCUUUUCCAUGGUGACAGUUCAGCGGGAGGAUAGUGGAAUAACCUGGGAGACCAAUUCAAGUAGGUCUUCCACUCCUUGGGCUUCGGAAGAAAGUCAGACUUCUGGUGUAUGUAGUCUAGAAGGGUCGACUAUGAAUCCUCCUGCAGGGAAUGUUUCCUUUAUUGUGGAUGAAGUUAAAAAGGUUAGGAAAAGAGCGUCUAAGUCAAAGCAUGGCUCACCAUCAUUGCGUCGCAAAGGCAAUAAAAAAAGAAAUUCCUUUGAAUCCCAAGAUGUACCAGCAAACAAAAAAGAAAAUCCUUUAAUUUCAGAAGGCCAGUUACUGAAAACCCAGAAAGAGAAGUCAUCUACUGGCGAUUAUGAUAAAAUGAGAAAAAAGAAGACCACCUCAAAUACACCUCCUAUUACUGGAGCAAUAUACAAGGAACACAAGCCGUUAGUGUUACGACCAGUCUACAUAGGAACAGUACAAUAUAAAAUUAAGAUGUUUAAUUCAGUUAAAGAAGAAUUAAUUCCACUACAAUUUUAUGGCACAUUGCCAAAGGGUUACGUAAUUAAGGAAAUACGUUAUAGGAAGGGGAAGGAUGCAUCCAUUAGUCUAGAGCCAGAUUUAGGCAAUCGUGAUUCUAAUAUAAUUUCCAAAACUGACAAAUUAGUAACCCAAAGCAUAGAAGAUGAUAAAGUAAAAAAGCUUCCUUCACCCUGGGGAGGUACGCUGUCCAAAGGAUCAAAGUCCCUGACCUCCUUAUUUAGUCGUGAAGAUCAAAAAAAAAUUUACGUUGAUUCUCCUCUAAAGGCUGCAUCUGCCACCAAGCAUGCAGAUUCCUCUUCUAUAAAUGACACAGUAGAACUAGAAACACAGUUCAGCCCUUCACAGUCAGUGCCACAACAGCCAGGUGAAGAAGCAAAACCCUCUGAAAUGGAGCCUUCCUCUCUUAGGCCUGAUACAUCUGCAACUGUGUUCUCGGAAACGGCAAAGGAAGAAUUUGAGUCUGAUGUGCAAGAAGCUGUAACUUCAGAGCAUGACUCUUCAGUCUCACCACCUUUAGUGGAUGAUGUAAAGGAGGAAGAUGUGUAUUCUGACCAUUCAAUUUCACUGGAGGCAGAGAAGGAUUCUCUGGAAACAGAUUCACCAGGUCUGUCAGCAUCUAUCCAGGAAGAUUUUGGCCCAGAAAGAGAAGAACUGGACCUGACUUCACUAGAAAGGGCAGAACCAGUUUCUGAACAACUAACCCCUCCUCAUCUUGAUGUCAAAGGAGAGAAGAAAGAAAAUGUGCCUGAGCCAUCUAUUUCUCUUUCUGAACAGCUAGUAUUAGAGGAACCAGUGAAAGAAGAAAUGGAAACUUCUCUACCAAUAACUGCUACCUCUGAACCUGAAGAUUUUAACUCAGUGGAAGAAGAGAUCAUAGAACUUGAUUACCCAGAAAGUCCAUCGGUUUCUGAGAAGCCCCUCCCACCACAUUUGGCCCCUGAAGUGGGAGAAGAAGAGGAGACUAUUCUGCCAUUACUGACAGCAUCAACACCUGAACAUGCUGCUUUGUCUGAAGAAGAAAGGGAGGAAAAUGAGUCUGUUUCUACUGAUUCUGCCUUUGUAUCAGAGUAUUCAGUCCCACAGGAUAUGAACCAAGAACUAGAGAAGCAAGAAGUUGAGGCAGUUUUUCCAUCCAAUGUAAAAGCUCUGUCUGAACAUACAGUUUUGUCAGAAGAGGAAAAUGAGGAAUUUGAGCCUUAUUCUCCAGCUUCAGCCUCUGCAUCAGAACACUCUCUCUCACCAUCCAUAACUGAGAAGACUUCUGAAUGCCAGUUCCCACUGUUUUCAGCAGCUACACUGGGACACAUGGUCCUGCCUGGAGAAGAAGCCUCAGAAAGUGGGCGUCACACUCCAGAUUCCACAUCUGCUUUUGAAUAUUCAGUUCCAACACAGGCAACAAAAGAGUCACUCAAGAAAAUUGACGAUAUGUCCCCAUUAAAAUCAAAAGGUGUUUCUGAGCACAUGAUUUUGUCAGAAGAAGAGAAGGAAGACACUAGACCGUAUUCCCCAGAUGUGGCCUCUGUGUCUGAACACUCUCUCCCCCCAUGCAUAACUGAGAUGACGUCUGAGUGCCAGUCACCACUGCUUUCAACUGCUGCAUCCGAAUGUGCAGUCCUAUCAGAAGAGGACCCAAGAAGAGAGCGUUUCACACCAGAUUUGACAUUGACUUCCCAAUAUGCAGUUCCACCAAAUAUAGCACAGGAAUCCCUAAUUGAUGAUGUGCCCCUGUUAAAAUCAAAAAAUGUUUCUGAGCACAUGAUUCUGCCAGAAGAAGAGAAGGAAGACACUAGACCGUAUUCCCCAGAUGUGGCCUCUGUGUCUGAACACUCUCUCCCCCCAUGCAUAGCUGAUGUGACUUCUGAAUACCAAGCCCCACCACUUUCAGCCACUCCAUCUGAAUAUGUGGUCCUAUCAGAAGAAGAGACAGUAGAAAUGGAGCGGUACACACCUUCUUCCACCUCAGCUUCUGAAUUUUCAGUACCACCAUAUGCAACACCAGAAUCACAGGAGGUAGAAAUUGUCCACAGAUCCCCUUUAAAUAUAAAAGGUGCCUCCUCACCCAUGAAUUUCUCAGAAGAAGAGCAAGAAGACAUUGGACCUUUCUCUCCAGACUCCGCAUUUGUGUCAGAAUUCUCAUUUCCACCCUAUGCAACUCAGGAAACCGAGAAAAGAGAAUUUGAGUCCGAUUCUUCAAUAUGUUUAACAUCGCCAUCUGAACAUACUGUUUUGUCAGAUGAAGACCCUGAAGAAGCUGAACUUUUUUCUCCAGACUCAGCCUCACAAGUUUCAGUCCCACCAUAUAGAAUACCAGAAACAAAGAAAAAUGAAAUCGAGCCUGAUUCACUGUUAACUGCAAUAUCUGCUUCAGGGUAUUCCUACUUUUCAGAAGCAGAUGAGGAAGAAAUUGAACCAACAGCUGCUACACCUGUACCUGAACAUCUCGAUUCAUCACAGAAGCAACAAGCUGAACCUUCCCCUUCGAUAUCUGCACCUGAAGACUUGAGUCUGCCACCUGCAACAAAUAAAGCAGAGAAAACAGAUGCUCAAACAGCCUCAACGUCUGUAUCUGAAUAUCUCAUUUUGGCACAGAAGCGGGUAACUCAAGGAUUUUUAGAACCUAAGUUGGAAGAUUUGAUUUCACCGUAUUUAACCAGUGAAUUGGAGAAGGGAGAAAAUAAGACUAGUUUAUCAGGAGCUGCAACCCCUGUUUCUUUACCUACACAAUCAUCCAUGGUAAAGGAAGAAACCAAAUCCGUUUUGCCUUCAUCUCAAUAUUCCGUUUCACCUGAUUCAGUCCAUGCAUUUAAGAAAGAACAAGAACCCGAAGGAUUGCUCACUCCAAAAGCUGCAAAUGAACAGAUGGCUUUGUUAAAAGUUAAAAGUAAGGAAGAAAUUGUGCCUGAAUCUGAAGAAGCUACAUCACGUGGAUCACGGGAUCAAGAAAUGGAGCCUCAGCCUCCAAAUGUUCCAGGGUCUGGGAUGAAAUAUUCAGUUCUGCCUGACUUGGUAGAUGAGCCAAAGAAGGAUGUCAAACCCAAUUUAGCUCCAACUGUGACAUCUGAACUAGAACAGAGAACGUUGUCGGGGAAUGAGCCCGAAGUAAUAAAACCAUAUUCACCAGUAAAAGAAACAUCUUUAUCUGAACCUGAGAUUUUAUCAGCAUUAAAAACAGAAGUGAAACACGAUUCUAAAACAACUGGUAUACCUAGAGUACUGCAUUCACCUUCACCAGGAGUGGAAAAGGAAGUUGAACAUGGACCAUCCACACCAGAAUUUUCAGCUUUAUCAGAAGAAGUAAAGAAAGAAAUUGAACCCAGUUCUUCAAUAACUACAUCUGUAACUAAGCAUGAUUCAAGCUUAACCAAAUUAGCAAAAGAGGAAAAGUCAACAGAGGUUUCUCUUACCACCCUUGUAGAGUAUCCAGUCUUAACAAAAGUAGAAAAGAGUGAAUUAGGAAGUGGUUUGCCACCACUGGUAACAUCUAUAGAUGAGCAUUCACUUUUUAAAGGAGAAGAAAAGAUAGCAAUUAAAGCUAGUUCUUCUCCCACUGAAACUGCUGCAUCCAAACAUCCAGCUUGGUCAGAAGCAGAGAAGGAAAUUAAAUUUGAUUCACCUCCGAGUGUAUCCUCUAUAUCAGACCAUUCUAUUUUGUCAAGAGUAGAAACUGAAGAAGUUAAACCUGUCUUGCCAAUAACCAAAACACUGUCGUCUCAGCAUGCAGAUGUAUCUAAGGAAGCAAGGAUGGAAAACGAACAAGGUCUUUCAUUUUCUAUGGUCCUUGACUCUGAACGUUUGGCUUCAUCACAGAAAAAGAAUUCUGUGUCUGCCUCAGAGGUAUCAGGGCCCAAACAUGGGCUUUUGCUCAAUCUAGGUGGUGAGAUAGAGAAACAAGGAACUGAACUUCCUUUCUCGCAAAACGUGUCACCUGCACCCAAACAUAUAGUUCCAAAAGGCAUAAGUGAAAAGAUGGAAAAUUCUUCUCCCCAGAUGGAAAAUUUAGAGUUAGAAGAUUUAGCUCUGACAUUACCAACCCUUAGUGAUGAUAAGAACAAACAGGCAAUGGAGAUAUCUCUUACAGCUCAGGGAGAUUCCCUGUCAGAAAAACAAGAUCUUGCUCUGGCAGAGCUCUCUUUGGAACCUGAUAAGGAAGACAAGCUACACCAAGUAUCAGAAUUACCAAAUGCUGAGUUGGAAUCCACUAGUGGUUUAGGUAGGCAAAGUGCAUCUGUGGAUACAAAACUAAUAAAAUCUCCCACAACUAAAACAAAGGAUUCUGUCUUAGAGAAGGACCUAGUUGAUCUUACGAGCAGAGGAGAAGGUAAAGAAGAGAACAGGGAACUUCAAGUAUCAACUACAGUGCCUAAAAUUUCAGAGCUUUCAUCAUGCCUUAAGGAGGAACCUCAGAGUCAAGAAAUUAAAUCUAUUUCUCCUAAGGUAGUCAACUUAGAGUCAAAAAAAGCACUUACCCCUUUAGUUGAAGGAGACAACCCAGAAGAACUUCAUCCAUAUGCUUUUUCUUUAAAAGGAUUAUCAGAAGGCUUGAACCAUUCAGCUGACUUUAAAAAGGGAGAAAAACAAGAAAUAAGCUCAUUAGGAAAUUUGAAAGCACAAGUAACAGAAAAUAUUGUAACUACACUGAAUGAAGAGAGAGACCGACCAAAUACAUUCCCUGUACCCCAGAGUAUAACUGAACCAUCAAACAUCACUUCUCACCUUCUCAUGGAACAAGAGAAGCCUGAAAAAGCACUUCAUUCAGAUCAGGCUGUUAAAUUACCUGAUGUAAGCACAUCUUUUGUGGAUAAACAAGAUCUAGGUAUUAAACAACUUUCAAUUAUGAAAGAGAAUUUUCCUUUAGAAGAAUCAAAAUCACUUGUGAUAGCCGAGUCUGCAGGUGUUAAAGAAACACAAGUGAAAGAUACCCUUAUUUCUCCAAAGGAUGAAAACUGGAUGCUGGAAAAGCCAGAAAGAGAUUUGGCAAGUAAUCAUGAAGAAAGUGUACGGGGAUCUGUGCUGCUAGCUUCCUCUGCCAGUGAUGAUCUGAUGACAGGGCAGCUCAAGGCUGUUCUGUCAGAUAAAGACCAUACAUAUGAAAUCGGAAAGCAGGUUCUGCCACAUUCUGCUGGAGAAUCACAUUUAUCAUUACAAAAACCAGAAUCUCUUGUUAUCUCCAGUGGUAACAGUGAGACCUUAUCAACUAAAACUUCUGAAGAAGACAUAAAGCUGGCCCCCCAACCAAAAUCUUUAGUUCCAGCUGGAAAUGUAGAAAGAAAUAAAGCAGAGGAGAAGCAAAUCCUUUCUUUCACGGGGAGUGAAAGUUCAAUAUUGGAGAAAUCAAACACAGAAUUUUCCAUGCCUAGCAAAGGAGACCACCAAGAAGAAAUCAAACUACCUUCUGAAAGAAUCCUUCAGAAACCAGUGUCUGGCCCAUCAGUGGAACAAGUCAUAUCAGAAUCUAUUCCUUCUCCUGGCAAAGCAGCCCAUUUCCAGGUAGAAGAUGCAGAACCUGCACUGGGUAAUAAAAAAGCGGCACAUGGGAGUAUGUCUCUUUUACCUGGAGAGAAGCCAUUAGAAGAAUCAAAAAUGGUUCAGUCAAAGGUUGUAGAUGAUGCUAAUGAAAGAGGGAAACCAACAUCUGAAGUGAAAAUACCCACACAAAUAGAACCCCUCUCCUCAACCCAAGAAAAUGAAAGACCUCAACCCCCAGAAUCACCUGAGGUGACACAAAAGCUGCCUGAGCAACCAAAGGCAGCUAAACCAGGCCUUUCUGAAGAAAAGGAAAGGAAAGGAAUUUUAUCUUUCACAUCUUGGGUGUCCAGUUUGUUUUUUGGAUCAAGCUCUCCAGAUAGCACAGUUGCUGAAAAAGAAGAUGUAGAAACUCAGCCCAGUCCAUCUGUAGAAAAAGCAGUGACUGUGAUAGAGCCUAAAGGUACAGCUCCAGCUGACUUUAAUGCAACUGAGAAACCAGCUGAUCAUCUGGUACCAGAGGCAAAACUUAUAACUACUGAAGAAUCCAGAGAUACUUUGGUUAAAUCUGGUGAAGGUCAAGACUUUAAAGAAAAACCUACACUUUUAUCAAAUGUAGAAGUUCUAAAACAGCCAAAACCCAAUUUUGAGGUGUCCAGUGAAGAUCAUGGGAAGAAAGAAAUCCUAGACUCUUCAGAGGAAAUGGGUCUAAACUUAGUUACUUCUGUUGAAGGUGAGGACCAUCUUCAAUCUUAUUCUCUCAUGAGUGAGGAAUCCAUUAUGGAAGAAGCCAAAAAUGCUGUUCCUCUUCAUGUCACUGAUAGUAAAAGAGCCCAGAAGCCAGAAAUCUCUCCUCCAUCUAAAUGGAAUAUUUCAGUUCUUGAACAGCCAAGAAGUGAUCAAAAAGAAAAAUCACUCUUUUCAUUUGAUGUGGUAGAUAAGAUGUCACAACAGCCAAAAUCAGCUUCUUCUAGCUUCACAAAUAAAAAUAUUACAAAGGCAUCAGAGAAGCCAGAGUCAACAAUUUUGCCAGUAGAAGAAUAUAAAGGCAGUUUAAUUGAUCUUGGUGAAGACAGACUAAAUAAAGAAAUGCCAAAACCUACUUCCUUGAAAAUUUCUGAAGAGGAAAUAAAACUCAGGUCUGUUAGCCCAACUGAGGAAAAAGAUAACUUGGAAACCAGAUCAUAUUCUUUGGCAGAAAAGAAGGUGCUGGCAGAAAAACAAGAAACUGUGGCCCCAUUAGAGCUAAGAGAUAAUAAUGAAAUAGGAAAGGCACACAUUACACAUGGAUCUAGCCCUAUUAAAUUGGAGGAAUCAAAAGCGGCUGCUGUGCUGCAGCAAGUCUAUCAAAAUGAAGACCACAAGGAAAGACACAAAAUUAUUAAGGAGGAGAAAGGAGAAGAAAAAGCAAAACAGUCACAUGUGUUUUUAGAAGGAGAGAAGCAGCAGGAAAUUCAGCCUUAUUCUGUGACUAUAGCCAGGUCUCUGCCCGAAGAAUCAGAUGUCUCUCUAAGUCAUUCUUUGGGUGAAACUUGUCCAUUUUCAUUAACUAAAACUACAUCAGUUACUGAAAAAUCAGAAAUCAUAAUCUCAGAGACUCACCCAGAAAUCAGGGAAACAAAGACAGUAGCAACCCAACCACAUCUGUUAGAAGAAAGUGAAGUACUGAUGGAGAAAACCAAGACUUUCUUUCCAGGGGAUCUUUCUUAUCAUGAUGAAAUAGAUAACCACUCUUUUCCUAAGGAAGGAAAUCUGGUAUUGGAAAAAUCAAGCAGGGAUUUGGCAAGUCAGAAUGAAGAAAAGGGACUGGUCACAGUAUCAGAGCUGUCAAAAGGUGGUUCAAUAGAUAUCGCAAAAGGGAGUAUGAAACAAGGCUCUCCAUCUAAAGAAUCUGAAAGGAUUUUAGAUCAUCCUUUGGAUGAAACAAAGAUCUUAGAAACACCUCCAUAUUUGUUGUCAUCAGUGAAACCACAAGCACUUGUUUCAGAAGCUUCUCCAGAAAUUAGUACAGUAAAGAAACAAAUUAGUACAAUGAUGAAACAAGAAUUGACUCCAGGUAGGCAUACAGUCCAUACUAUUCAGACAUCAAAAGAGCAAGCAUCUGAAACGUCUAAACAAUCUGUUCUUGUUUCAAAGCACCACUUGGAGGCUGUAGAAGCUGCCCAUAUAAAUGAACCACGCUCUUUAAGCAGCAACUAUGCUCAAUUUAUAGCAAGUGCAACAACAACCAAUGCCAAUAAAAUGGUUUCUACUAGAGAAGUAUCUGAAGAGCCUGAAGACACAUAUGAAAAAGAUGAAGAAUUUUCAAUGACUAGUAAGCCAGCUGGACUUUCAGAAGAUCAAAAGAGUGCCUUCAAUAUCAUUUCUGAAGGCUGUGAGAUUUUGAAUAUUCAUGCUCCUGCAUUUAUCUCUUCAGUUGAUCAAGAAGAAAGUGAACAAAUGCAAGAUAAAUUAGAAUAUUUGGAAGAGAAGGCCUCAUUAAAAACUCUACCCCUCCAUGAUGAUAGUGAGGCAGUCGCUUGCCAUAAAACAUUGGCGAGUAAGUUAGAAGAUUCGGAUAAAAAAGUCACAUCACUGAAAGAAAGUAAACAAAAGGAAACUCAUGAAACAAAAGAACAAUUAUCCACAGACUCAGAAACUGGUGAUUUACCCUUUAAUCAGCCCACAAUUCCCAGUGAAGAGGAUUAUUUUGAAAAAUAUACAUUGAUUGAUUAUAACAUCUCCCCAGACCCAGAAAAACAGAAAGCUCCACAGAAAUUAAAUGUUGAAGUAGAAUUCUCAAAGGAAAUUCCAGAAGAAACUAUCUCAUUCCCAGAAAGUUCAGAGGAAAGUGCCAUAGAAUGUGAAUAUGACUUGGUGAAAUUAGAUGAAAGUUUCUAUGGACUGGAAAAGUUAUCUCACCGAGAAACCCCAAAGUCUUUGGUUAUCCAAAAAUCACCUGAUAAAGAUGCUUCGAAAAGCGCAAACAGAGAUGUGGGUUCCAAGUUACCUGGGAUGCCUUUAUUUGAUGCAGAAGAAGAGGUUUUGUCACGAACUCAGAUACUUCCUACCACUGCUAAAGCCAUUAAUCCCGAACUUCUGGAGGAGCCACCUGCACUUGCAUUUUUAUACAAGGAUCUGUAUGAAGAAGCAGUUGGAGAGAAAAAGAAGGAAGGGGAGACAGCUUCUGAAGGUGAUAGUGUGAAUUCUGAGGCAUCAUUUCCAAGAAGAAAUUCUGACACUGAUGAUGGAACAGGAAUAUAUUUUGAGAAGUACAUACUCAAAGAUGACAUUCUCCAUGACACAUCUGUAACUGAAAAGAACCAAGGCCAAGGUCUGGAAGAAAAACCAGGUGUUAAGGAUGAUUUAUACCAGCCAAUAGCAGCAGAAGGGGAAAUUUGGGGGAGGUUCGGAACUAUUCUUGGAGAAAAGAGUCUGGAAGAGGGACAGAAAGCUACUUAUGGAGAAGGAGAAUCAGUAGGCCACGUGGAGACCCUUGACAGUGUAGCUAUACAGAGCAAAGUUCCCAUCACUGAGGAAGUCAGAGUGGUCACCCAGAAGAUAACCCAUGCGGUUCCAUUUGAAGACACCCAUCAUGUUCUGGAGAGAGUAGGUGAAACAAGCAAUCAGAGUGAUGAAGCAGCAAAUGCUAAUCCAGAGGUCAAUCUGAAUGUUCCAGUACAAGUGUCCUUCCCAGAGGAAGAAUUUGCAUCUGGUGCAACCUGUGUUCAAGAAACACUGCAAGAAGUACCUAGCAUAAUGGUCCCACCCGAGCCAAGUGAAGAUAGACUCCGCAAUAGCCCUGUUCAGGAUGAGUAUGAAUUUGCUGAAUCCCUGAAUUAUGAAAUGGUUACUCAAGACACUUUAUCAGAAGAACUGUAUUCAGAAUCUACUCCUGAGUUUGUGUUAUCUCAAGGGAAGGAAUCCUCCGAACACAUCAGUGAAAAUGAAUUUGUGAAUGAGGUGGAACAAAGUAUGUCUGCUGAACAGAGAGAGUUGGGCAGAGAGAGGACAGAAGAACAAUUAUCAUCAGAGUUAGUCACCGAGGAGGAACAGAAGGAAGUGAAAAAGUCCCAGAUUGACACAUAUUGCUACACUUGCAAAAGCCCAAUUUCUGCUGCCGACAAGAUAUUUGGCACCCACAAAGACCAUGAAGUUUCAACGCUUGAUACAGCUAUAAGUGCUGUUAAGGUUCAAUUAGCAGAAUUUCUAGAAAAUUUACAAGAAAAGUCCUUGAGGAUUGAAGCUUUUGUUAGUGAGAUAGAAUCUUUUUUUAAUACCAUUGAGGAAAAUUGUAGUAAAAAUGAGAAAAAACUAGAAGAACAGAAUGAAGAAAUGAUGAAGAAAGUUUUAGCACAGUAUGAUGAGAAAGCCCAGAGCUUUGAGGAAGUAAAGAAAAAGAAAAUGGAAUUCCUGCAUGACCAGAUGGUCCACUUUCUGCAGAGCAUGGACACUGCCAAGGACACCCUGGAGACCAUCGUGAGAGAAGCAGAGGAGCUUGAUGAGACUGUUUUCCUAACCUCAUUUGAGGAAAUCAAUGAAAGGUUGCUUUCUGCAAUGGAGAGCACUGCUUCGUUAGAGAAAAUGCCUGCUGCAUUUUCACUUUUUGAACAUUAUGAUGACAGCUCGACGAGAAGUGGCCAGACGUUGAAACAAGUGGCUGUUCCACAGCCUCCUAGGUUAGAACCUCAGGAACCAAAUUCUGCCACUAGCACAACAAUUGCAGUCUACUGGAGCAUGAACAAGGAAGAUGUCAUUGACUCAUUCCAGGUGUACUGCAUGGAGGAGCCACAAGAUGACCAAGAAUUAAAUGACUUGGUAGAAGAAUACAGAGUGACAGUGAAAGAAAGCUACUGCAUUUUUGAAGAUUUAGAACCUGACCGAUGCUAUCAAGUAUGGGUAAUGGCUGUGAACUUCACCGGAUGUAGCCUGCCCAGUGAAAGGGCAAUUUUUAGAACAGCACCCUCCACCCCUGUGAUCUGUGCUGAGGACUGUACCGUGUGUUGGAACACAGCCACCAUCCGAUGGCGGCCUGCCAACACAGAGGCCACUGAGACCUAUACUCUGGAAUACUGCAGACAGCACUCUCCGGAAGGCGAGGGCCUCAGAUCUUUCUCUGGAAUUAAAGGACUUCAGCUGAAAGUUAACCUCCAGCCCAAUGAUAAUUACUUUUUCUACGUGAGAGCCAUCAAUGCUUUUGGGACAAGCGAACAGAGCGAAGCUGCCCUCAUUUCCACCAGAGGAACCAGAUUUCUCUUGUUGAGAGAAACAGCUCAUCCUGCUCUGCAAAUUUCUUCAAAUGGGACAGUGAUCAGCUUUGCUGAGAGAAGACGGCUGACAGAAAUCCCAUCGGUGCUGGGUGAGGAGCUGCCUGCUUGUGGCCAGCAUUACUGGGAAACCACAGUCACAGACUGCCCAGCUUAUCGACUUGGCAUCUGCUCCAGCUCAGCUGUGCAGGCCGGUGCCCUGGGACAAGGGGAGACAUCAUGGUAUAUGCACUGCUCUGAGCCACAGAGAUACACGUUUUUCUACAGCGGCAUCGUGAGCGAUGUCCAUGUGACCGAGCAUCCCGCCAGAGUGGGCAUUCUGCUAGACUACAGCCACCAGAGGCUUCUAUUUAUAAAUGCCGAAAGUGGGCAGUUGCUCUUCAUCAUCAGGCACAGGUUUAAUGAGGGUGUGCACCCUGCCUUUGCGCUGGAGAAACCUGGAAAGUGUACUUUGCACCUGGGGAUAGAGCCCCCGGAGUCUGCACGGCACAAGUGAUUAUCGGCUUUCAGAAUUUGAAAGAGCAAUAAUUCAAAUUGUGGGGUCCGUUGUUCUUUCCUUUGGGUGCCGUACGUUAUUCAGAAUGCCUCCUACACAUUCACACUAAUGGUAGCUACAGGCACAGUGAUCAGCACAUGAGCACAACCACCAAGAAAACCUUGUCUUUCUAGAGCAGCAUGCGAGUAAAGUGGAUGGAAACAACCACCUUCACCUUUGGUUUAUAUAUGUUUGAGUUCUUCUCUAAAUUAAAAGGAUAUGUAUCUGUCUUGGGAACCCAAAUAGAGAAAUGGACUUCCACCUGUUUUAUUAGUAAAAGAAAUCCUUGGAUGGACAGGUCCCAGUGAAGAGGGAAGAUUGUGCUAGUAAUAUAUCUCCUCUGACAAGAAAUGCAGACUUUUUUCACAAGAAAAAUGUUGCCUUGCUUCACUAAAGGAUAAUGAAUCCUAAUCAUUAAAAAAAAUGUUUUAACCAUUCUAAGUUAAUAACGAACUCUUUUGUAAUAAUGCAUACUGUAGAACAUGCAUCUCUUUCCCCUGAAAUUUUAAAUGUAGAAAAGUGCUAGAUAUUAGAAAUUUCCAUCUUGUUAAAUAAAUGGUUAGAGU
This is a messenger RNA of Pteropus alecto (black flying fox), 13623 nucleotides long. It is a transcript of the gene CMYA5, whose product is annotated as cardiomyopathy associated 5. Lineage: Eukaryota; Metazoa; Chordata; Mammalia; Chiroptera; Pteropodidae. The coding region runs from base 1076 to 13018 and encodes 3980 amino acids. The transcript is spliced from 13 exons. The record is from RefSeq and is a predicted model, not a curated record. Gene Ontology annotation, molecular function: protein binding.